Messenger RNA from Tilletiaria anomala UBC 951, 1315 nucleotides. RefSeq names its product carbonic anhydrase. Gene Ontology annotation, molecular function: carbonate dehydratase activity; zinc ion binding. NCBI's taxonomy places the organism in Eukaryota, Fungi, Basidiomycota, Exobasidiomycetes, Georgefischeriales, Tilletiariaceae. Gene Ontology annotation, biological process: cellular response to carbon dioxide; cellular response to oxidative stress. The coding region runs from base 213 to 1070 and encodes 285 amino acids. The transcript has 3 exons. The record is from RefSeq and is a predicted model, not a curated record.
CGCCCACAUUUGGCGAUUAGCAAUUGGAUUGAUUGAUUUACAAUGUCCACUUUCUGCUCCCCAACACAACGCCAGAACUGAGAUUGAGAACUCAUAUAUAUCCAGGUGCCGACAGAUCGAUAGAAGCGAUCGACGAGCCAAACUCCAUCGACGAGGCUAGUACUGGCUAACGUAUAAAGGUGCAAUCUGCGGAAUCUGCCUUGCCGUACCCCAUGCACCCAGCGGCAGCGCGGCCCUGCAUUGGCAAGCACGCUGCUCUUGGUUCACAAUCCGUUUCGCUUGUCAUUCGCGCCCACGGCACACGACAUCACCUCCAUCGGCAAGCUCACAUUCAAGUCUGCCGAGCAUCAGGUCAAGCAUAUCUCUUUUCCUCGCGAGCCAUUCAAGGACCCAUCGCAACAAAGAUACGCAGCAUGUCAUCUACAACUAAUUUUCCGGAUCAACUGCUUGCGCGCAACGCGGACUGGGCUUCAGCCGUCGCCACGAAGGAGCCAGAACUUCUCAAGUCGUCCGCUGCAGGGCAGGCACCAAAGGUCCUUUGGAUAGGCUGUGCGGAUUCACGGGUGCCGGAAAGUGUCGUGUGCGAUGCCAAGCCAGGCGAGGUCUUCGUCACGCGAAACAUUGCCAACCAAUUCAACCCACAAGAUGAUAAUGCCGUCAGCGUCCUGACCUAUGGAGUGCAAGCCCUGGGUGUCGAGCAUGUCGUCGUCGUGGGUCACACCAGCUGCGGCGGAGUGAAUGCUGCCAUCGCUGCUGCAUCCUCUGCUGCGGAUGGCAAAAAGACGGAGAGUCCUUUGUCGCGCUACUUGACUCCCCUGGUGCAGUUGGCUGGCCGGGUCCAGACGGAGUGUAGCAGUCUGUCGGGACCAGAGCUGGCGAACCAGGUGCUCGAGGCGAGCGUCAAACAGCAAGUGGAAAAUGUCGUCCAGACGGACGUGAUACAGAGUAAUUGGAAAGGCGAAGUAUCUCCGUUGAGCAACAAGGUCAUGUCUAAGGUGGCUGUGCAUGGCUGGAUCUACGACGUCGCCUCGGGUAAACUGAAACAUGUCAUCACGAAGAACCCCGUGUAACCGAUGGAGCACAAGGAAGGCGCUUCCAGGCCAGGUGGAUGGAGUUGACCGAAGCACAUCGUCGUGCCGGGUCUAACUGCUAGAUCCGCGCGAGCAUGCGGGUUCCAAGACUCUAACUUCGACUAUCUUCCGCCAUAGGCCUAAUUACAUGCUAUACGUCAGACCCAUAGUCCUAUUUCUUCGGACACUUGUGUAGGGCCCCAGCCCGAGUUGACUGCAGCAUGCAACAUUUGAAUUUAACGCGU